UAGGAAACUUGUUAGAGAGAAGAUAUUUGCGUGGUAACAAAAAUUUCUAAUAAAAUGGUCAACAUAAAGUUGGUUCUCUGUGCACUUUUCCUGGUGCUAGCAGGAGGUGACCAUGCAGUGCGAGCCGCUCCCCAGUUUGAUCUGAUGGGCGGUUAUGACUUUCUAGGGGUUUGCAUGAACAACUGCGCCCAAUGUAAAAAGAUGUAUGGUGCGUACUUCGAGGGGCAGCUCUGUGCGGAUGCAUGUUUAAAGUUUCGCGGGAAAAUAAUGCCAGACUGCGAAGAUAUUGGCUCAAUUGCACCUUUUCUCAAUAGGCUGGAACUGCACUAGAAGGUCCUCUAAUGCGCCGUCAAAUAUAAAAUAUAUGUGCUCUACUCGCUCUACUAAGUGCUGAAGUGCUAAUGUUCAUAAAAAGUGUUCAACCUCAUGAAUAUUUUUCUAUAACUUCGUUUGAUAUAAAUUUUGAGAGUGGUUAAAAUAAUAUCUAUAUGUGUACACACAAGAAACCUAUUCGGGUCCGCAGAGAAAAAAAUAAGUGAUAGAAAAAGUAUCUUGUCAUAAUGCGAAAUAAAGGUUUAAAUAUUAUUCAUAACAGUUUGAUAAAAAAAUUGGCUCUAAAAUUAUAAUAAAAAAUUGAUCAAAUUUAAAUUGUGAUUAGAAAAUAUUAAUUUAUAAUUGUAGUGUGACUUACCAAAUGAUAGGAAAAUAUAACGAUUCUUUUGCGAAACAGAACAUUAUUUGUCGGAACGAAAAUAUAUACGAUCUAAGCUAACAUCGUGGUACGGAAUAAACAAAAAGUUCAAAUUUCUGGAACACAAACCUUUCAAAAGACACAUCAUAAUUUUGGUUGCAUUUGAAAAUCGAUAUUAGAAAAAAAUCGAACAAGAAAGUAUGUAAAAAUAAAAAAGUUUUACUAGGGGUUAUUGGAUAGUUAUGUUCAUGAAGUGGCAAUCACACUGUUACUUUGAACCGACACUGCUUUUAUACACACUAUUACGUCACUAUUCACAUUAGUUGCGUUGUUAUCUAUCACACUUUUACACUAAAAUCACACUUACCACUUCGAAAAGAUUAUAUUUGAUCCGAAUAAAACUUUGCUUAACGAAAGGUUAC
This is a messenger RNA of Wyeomyia smithii (pitcher-plant mosquito), 1113 nucleotides long. RefSeq names its product eclosion hormone-like. The coding region runs from base 55 to 330 and encodes 91 amino acids. NCBI's taxonomy places the organism in Eukaryota, Metazoa, Arthropoda, Insecta, Diptera, Culicidae. Gene Ontology annotation, molecular function: ecdysis-triggering hormone activity. The transcript has 2 exons. Gene Ontology annotation, biological process: neuropeptide signaling pathway; ecdysis, chitin-based cuticle. The record is from RefSeq and is a predicted model, not a curated record.